Molecule: messenger RNA, 510 nt
Organism: Rhipicephalus microplus (southern cattle tick)
Lineage: Eukaryota; Metazoa; Arthropoda; Arachnida; Ixodida; Ixodidae
Source: RefSeq, a predicted model, not a curated record
CGCAACGUAUAUGGACAUACAACACAAGUGCAAGCGACUACAUUCGAUGUAAGAUGGACCAAGCGAAGAAUUUUACUGACAUGUCUAUUUUCUUCAGACGGAUGUACUUUUUUGAUGAGCAACACCGAUGGAGAGCCAGGAACCUCGAGGGAUUAUUUUCGAAGCAGCAGAAAGAUGUCAUGCACGUCCGCAACCAAGGAGGCAUGUUUAUUACCAAGGAGAAGAUGCUAUAUGUGAACAUGCGCUACCGGUGCGCAGUAAUGAAAGUCUCGCAAGAACAAUUUGGUUGGGAGCCGUACUUCGACUUGCGUCUUUGGGAUGCGUGGGUAAAGCAAGGACCUCACCCUAAAUGCGUGCAACAGUUCGCGAAGCAUGCACCUAGAGGAAAGGUUAUUUAUGGGCCACUGUGUGACAAUAUCCUUCAUAUUAAGUGAUAUACAUUAAAGGUGUUGAGUCAUGAGGGCAACAAGGAACCUCAGCGAAAAUAAAGUUCAGCAUAGUAAAAUUCGA